ACAAGACACAACCAAUCUCAGCAGCCUUUGAGGAAGCCCAGAAACCUGUGACUCCCAAAAGGGUGACAUCCCAGAGUCUGAGGGCGAAGAACCCUGAUAGGUUCAAGACCCAACCGGUCACACCCGAUGAACUCCAUAAGAUCAGACAGAUGAUGGACCCAGUGCAGACCACCAGUUCUAUCAAGGAUAGAUUAAAAGCCUUGCAGAUAAAUGGGGAGGAAGGAUGGAAAAAGAGAAUCAGCAAGUAUGAGGACUCUCCUCAGUCAGGACUCAAAGAGAGAUUAAAUCUUCUCAACCAUAACAGUAAAUUUGAGAAGAAUGAUGAGGUGGAUGACUUGCCAAACAACCAGGGUAGUAUAUCAGAGAGGUUACAAGCCCUCAAGGAAGACGGGACGGCUUGGAGGAAGAGGAUAGAGGAGAAGGAUGUCGAUAACUUCACUGUCAGCGGGAAACUGAAGCAAGCGGGUAAAGUGAGUUCCGAUGAAGCCGAAACGAAACCACAAACCAAACUCAAGAGGGCAGGUAGCAAUCGUAAACCCAGACCGGGAUCAUUUAGGAUAACAAUAAAAAGAACAGAUAGCGAUGCCAGUAUAAACAGCGAUUCACAAUCAUCAAAACAAGAAAAUGGAAUGACGAGCAGUGGCCUUACAACGACGACGACAGAAUCUGAGGACUCCGAGCCAGACUUCAGAAUCAUCAGAAAAACAGUUACUGUGAUGAAACCAGAUGAUGAAGGCUUCACGGAUUUCUUUGCAAGCUCGUCGCAGUUUAUGGAGGAGACAAUCACGCCCUCAUCGACAGCGAAGACGACAACGACGAUGUCAUCGAAGAGCAUCACUAAGAAGGUAGAGAAGGAUACAUUGCAGGUCUCAGUCUCUGAUUUUGAUGCCCUCACAGAAAGCACUGGACGCAGCAGCCUUGGUGUAGCCUCGUCACACAGAAGAUCCCUUAGGCCACAAAGAAGGACGAGACCUUCAGCAAACCCCCUAAAAACAAUGAAAGGCAGGCCCAACAUUGUAUCCGAAUACACAGAGGAGAGGGUAGAACUGGCCGAGGUCCCAGAGAAAAAGAAGUCAAAGUCUGAAUCACGCAAAGAAAAUGCAAGCAAGGCUGCUAGGGCGGGUCUAGCCAGUAAGGAAGACAUAGCACAAGGGAAGACGAAGCUCACUACAGUGAAAGAUGUAAGGGAGAUGGGCGGUACUUUAUCAGAGCUAUUACCAUACAAAGAACUCAUGCUUAUACAUGUCAAAGGUCGAAGGUUUGUCCAAGUGCGAUUGGUUGAGCCGAAGAUGACAUCACUCAACAGCGGGGAUUGUUUUAUCUUGGUGUCACCUGCAGAUAUCUUCCUCUGGAUAGGAGAGUAUGCCAACGUCAUUGAGAAAUGCAAGGCCACAGAGAUUGCUCUGCAUAUACAACAGAAACGGGACCUAGGAUGUAAAGCGCCCUCUGUGACGGAAAUCCAAGAAACCAAACAGAAGACAAGUCAUUCCAGAGGCUGGAAGAAGUUCACAGCGUUACUAGGAGGAGAGACCAAAUAUAAGGAUGUUGGAGCUCCAGAUGAGGAUGAAAUGCAUGAAAUCUACAUCACAGAGACUAACAUGGUCUACAGGGUUGAAGGAGAUAGUCUAGAGCCAUACGAGGCUUACUGGGCAUCACCGGGCAAGUUCAAAAUGCUUGAUACCAAUGAGGUGUUUGUCUUUGACUUUGGAAGUGAGAUCUAUAUAUGGAGGGGCAAGGCUGCAUCCAAGAGGAAAAGGAAAGCAGCCGCUCAGCUUGCCCAGUUGCUAUGGGAACGAGGUUUUGAUUACUCCGAGUAUGAUGUCAAUCCCAUCGAUCCCCAUGAUACCAAGAACAUGGUGAAGAAUGAGAGACCAGACUGGACCCUCAUAGGAAAGGCUACACAGCACAUGGAGACGAUUCUCUUCAGACAUAAGUUCAUUGACUGGCCGAGGGAGACAGAUUCAUCAAAGAACGGCCAGGAUGAAAACCAAAAGUCUGAAAAAAUACCAGAGCUUGUUCCCUUUGAUGCCAAACUCAUGAUCCAACCAAGUAGAGAAAAAUCUGAUCUCAUAUUGGAAGGAACCAAUCUUGGAAGAGGGGACGCUUGCUGUAGGAUGUCUCAUGAAAAUGACCAAGAAACAGCAUAUACCUCAUUCUUCAGCAAGGUCGACAGGAAGGGACAGAGGAUCAACACGUUAUCGGUGGUCGUAUGGCAUGUCUUAGAGUAUGAACACAGCGUUGUAGGAGAAGAGAGCUUUGGGCAGUUCCAUGAAGGGGAUACUUAUGUCAUCAGGUGGCUAUACAACGUAGAAAACACUGGUAUGAAGAGCUUAAAGGGUACCGCAUCAAGGUGGGGAGGGACCCAGGGGAGGGAGAGGUGCGCCUACUUCUUCUGGCAGGGGCAGCAGAGCACCAUCAACGAGAAGGGGGCAUCGGCCCUGAUGACGGUGGAGCUGGACGAGGAGAGGGGUCCUCAGAAGCAGGUGGUGGAGGGCAAGGAACCGGCUGCAUUCUUCCAGCUUUUCAAAGGGAGGAUGGUGGUCCAUGUGGGCAAGAGAGAAGACGAGCAGACAAAUACUAAAGGCCCCUACAGGUUGUACUGUGUGAGAGGGGAACACACCAAAGAGACUAGUCUAAUGGAAGUUCCUGCUAAGAUGAGGAGUCUACGGUCCAGGACCUCUUUCGUUCUUCUUACCCUCAGUGGAGUCCAUAACAAGAAGGCUAGUCUGCAUCUUUGGCAUGGGGCCAAGGUUUCCAAGGCAACCAAAGAAUGUGCUCAACAUGCUGCUGCUGCUCUGAAAGAAAAUCUUCCACAAGAAGCGGGGCUAUCAACCGAUUGCAGCAUCACAUUAGAAGAGAUGGAGGAAGGCAAAGAAUCAGCUGCCUUCACCAAAGCUAUGGGCAAAGAUAGGAAUACAUAUGAUAGUGCAAUGAGUGAUCCUCUCAAGUACGAUUAUACCCCAAGAUUGUUUAAUCUGACCAGCGGCUCAGGAGUGUUUGUAUCCAAUGAAAUUCUCUACCCUGCAAGGUCAGCAGAAUACCCUUCUCCAUACCCCUUCCUCCAGUCAGACCUGUAUUGCGGGGAACAACCAGCUCUCUAUGCCUUAGACAACCACUAUGAGAUAUACCUCUGGCAAGGUUGGUGGCCCGCUGAUCACGAGUCGGCCUCAGGGACGACCAAGACCGGCUCAGCAAAGAUCAGAUGGGACAUAGACAGGAAGCUCGCAAUGGAGACGAUCAUGGCCUACUGCAAAGAAAAGAGGCCGAAAAACCCACCCAAGGCUUACCUGGUGUAUGCGGGGCUUGAACCUCUAACUUUCACAAACCUGUUUCCUUACUGGGAAGUCAGAGAAGAUGUCAUGAAACUCAACAAAGAGAGUGGGAAGAAAAGUGACAAAGCCAUCUUGGUGAAGGAUGUACUGGCUAAACUAACCAAAGCGACGUAUACCAUGGAGGAGAUUAGUAAGAGGCCAUUACCUGAGGGUGUUGAUCCACUCAAACUGGAGACGUAUCUAUCAGAUCAAGAAUUCAAGUCUGUCCUGAGUAUGACCAAAGAUGAGUUCUACAAACUGCCAAUGUGGAAACAGAAGAACCUCAAGAAAAACAACGCCCUUUUCUAAGCAAACUGUUGCUAUGCCAGGCAAUAUUUCAAAGACUUAUGUUACAUGUUCAUCUGUGACGGAUGGGACUCCUGCAACUGUCUUCAAACAAACCCAAUAUUUCAAUCUGGGUAUUUUUUGAGAGGUUUGAAUGAGUGAGAAUUAUUCUUUGGAAGGAUUUGUGUGGAUGUACAUGCUGUCUGCUUCCCUGUGAGAGGGCAGUUGCCGAAUAGCCUUCCUGAAGACAUCAACACUUAAAUCUCGUUUGAAUUUUUCAAAAAAUUCUUUGAACCUUAAUAUUUACUUCUUAAUUCUUUAUUGGUAUUGAGCCUCUACAGUGGAAUUGGCACUCACAAUGUUAUAAUAAUUAUGAUGAUGAUAGUAAUAGUAUAUAUAAUUAUUAUUAUUAUAAUUAUUUUGAUGAUGAUCAGAGAGAAUGCAGUCAAUGGAAAUGGAAUGGAAUGCAUAUCUAAUUAAGGAGUACCUCGUCCUCUGUAUUUUCCAACAAUAAAAUAUCCCUUUCAAACCCCUUUUUUAAGCAAUCUCAAGAUUAUGAUUAAUAGUAUUUGUUUUAAGGAAUUGUUUUAAGGAGCUUCCUGUGAUUAAUUCUCAAUGAAUAAAAUGUCUUCCAUCUUAUUAGCUGAAAUUUAUUUCAAUUGUGACUUAUCAUUUGUAGCAAAUUAAGCAAUAAAACUGAUUCCUUUCGUUUCAUUAAGAUAAGAAGACGUGCAAGAGUAUCACUAUUUGUUUAUCAAAAUUAUUACGGGCAUUCUUAUUUCGCUCUGACAUACUGCUUCUGAAUUGUAUUUGCUUUUUGGGGAGCCUGCCAGCCAUACUCAAUAAUAAAGUAAAUUUUUGGAAACUUUUUUUAGGUGAUUGAACUUAGUUCCUAAGUAAUUUUGAGCUUGAACUAAUCAAUACAAAUUCAAGAUUUAGUUGGGCUAUAUACACGAAGUGCGAGAUUCUUCUCUCAAAGCAGGAAACUUCUGUCUUGCUUUCAUAGAAGUUUACUCUAAGGGUAGUACCAGCAGAAUGGAUUCUUUUUUCAUGAGAUGGGGAAAGGGUAGAAAUGUCUAAAUAUGAGAGGUAAAUGGCUAUAUAUUGUGGGAAGUAAAGUGUCAAGAAAUUGACUGAACUAGAUCAAACAAAUGUUGCAGAUCUGACCAGAUGAUCAUGUACACAUACAAGCAUCUGAGGCAGGGUCAUCGUGUGAAAUUGCCGAGAUCAGUGUGAUCAUGAUAACAAUGAUUAUGAUGUAAACAAGUCCAAUCAUGAUGGAAACAAAAUGAUUGUGAACAAAAAAAUUGUUGUGAACCAAAAAAAAAAAAACGAUUGUGAAUAAAAAUGAUCGUGGUUGAAAAUGUUUUCAUGUCAGUCUGCCAAUGAAAAACACCUUGUGUGAGUGAAAUGAAUGAAUGUAAACUGAAAGAAAUCUGUUAUAUAUUCUGCUCAUUGUAACCCGGGGCUCUGUUACACUGUUCAGAAUGAUGCGAAGAGAAUUGUAAAUAGAAAUGGCCAGAACUCCUUGAAUUGACCUGGAUAUUCACAUUAAUCAUUCAGUAUCAUUUCUGUGUCUUUGUGAAAAAGGAAAAAAAAUAUUUUCUUGCAGAUGAAUUUCUGUAUAUUCAUUAAUCAGAAUUUUUCUUAUAUCUAUCCUUAUCACUGUCCUGAAAGAAAGUCUACUUACUAAUUAUAGUAUUUAUAUAUAUUUACCAUUACACGAGGGCAGGAAAAGGAAUAGAUUCAUGAUGGUGGUGGUGGUGGUGCUUUUUAUAUAUCAGUGUAUAGAUGACGUGAUGUGGCUACUCUCCUAAUGCCCAAAUAAUAAAGAAUGUUUUAUUGUAACCUAAAGUGCAAUCUGGCUUUGUAUGGGUGCUUCAUUACUUUAUGAAAUGUAAGGAACAGACAGAUGGUGAUAUUUGAUUUCAAUCUUGGUAGUAAUGUGUGUCUGAUACAUAUCAGAGACUGGCAUCUCACUCUUUUUAUGAUUUUGAUAUUGAUUAUCAUGGUGUGCUUCCGACUAGCAAAUCAAAGUUUGUGCAUUUUAUUUGUUUGUUAUUGUAAAUAUAUAAUAUUGAGUAGUUGCAGUUGAUUCAGUACACAUGUAGUGAUAUUGCAGUACAAGAUAUAAUGUUAUUUAGUCCUAAUAAUCAACACCAAUCAAUCGACAAGUUAGAGAAUCGGAACUAUUUUGAUAAAAUCCAGCAAUUGGAGAUACAUUGUCUUAAUACUUGGUGUGUAUGACAAAUCGGGAGUUGGAAGUAUGAACAAAGCCUUGUUACAUUCACCGAUAAUCAUUUGAAGUUAGACAAUUUUUCAUGCAAACUAGUGCUGUAUUCACAUUUGUCAGGUGACGACUGCAGGAAUGUUAAAUCAUGCAUACAUACAUUUGUAAGCAAGUUAUAUAUACGACUUGCUGAUAGAUUGAAUUAUAGACAAUAUCUUAUCGAGAACAAUCCAAAUAUGAAUGCAUUUAUAAAAAUAUAUAUUAUCAUACAUUUGUCAAUGAAUUUCUAUUCCUUAUAUCGCAAAUCCAUUACUGAAACACAAAAUAGGACUACAUAUUUGUAAAAACGAGUGUAUACAGUAUGAAUCUUUUAUUAUAGAUUUUUGAGAUAGCAUCACUGCCUAUGAUAAUUAUAGAAUUUGCUUGAAUGUUAUUUGAAUAGAGCAACCCUUUAAUCCUGUUGAUUGACCAAUGGCAAAUCAAUCGUAUUUAUAUAUUUAUUUUAACGUCUUUUAGCUUAUUUAUUUUGAAUUAUUACAGUGUAUCUAUGUCUAUUGAAGAGCGUGGGAACAGGAAGGGUAUUAAUUUGUAUAUUUCACUACCAACUUUAUGCUCUUCUAGUUUCUGAUGAAUGAGGGCGCCAUUCAUCAACCUCGAUGAUAGCUUUAACAAAUCGACAAAUACUUUAUUACUUAAUGUCAACAAUGAAUAGAACAAACUGAAUCAAAUCUUCUCGUAAUAUUUUUUAUUAUGCAACUCAGUGAAAUGUUUUAUACAAGAUCAUGCCUUGUCUUAUUAUUGAUUACUGCUUUAUGUAACAUAGUUUGAUUUUAUCCGAAGACUUUGAAGCUUUAUUGUGUUUAAUGAAUAUAUCUUGAGUUGUGCUAUCUCUCGUGUUGAGGGAGACAGAGGGAGAAUGUUUGUAUUUACUGAUAAUAAAGUGAUGUUUGUAUUUUCUUGACUAUUUUCCUGUGUCAUGAAUGCCGCAUUUUUAGUAGGGCUUCUUGUAUAGAGUUGUCUUCUUUCAAUAAAAACUAGGAAUUGUCUUUGAAAAGAACAAA
Molecule: messenger RNA, 6887 nt
Organism: Lytechinus pictus (painted urchin)
Lineage: Eukaryota; Metazoa; Echinodermata; Echinoidea; Temnopleuroida; Toxopneustidae
Product: supervillin-like
Exons: 23
Coding region: 150-3620 (1156 amino acids)
Biological process (GO): actin polymerization or depolymerization; barbed-end actin filament capping; cytoskeleton organization
Cellular component (GO): cytoplasm; actin cytoskeleton
Molecular function (GO): actin filament binding; phosphatidylinositol-4,5-bisphosphate binding
Source: RefSeq, a predicted model, not a curated record